AUGCGCCCUUCUUUCCUCCUCGCAUUCCUCCUCCUCGUCUUCGUCGAAUUCGCGCGUACCGGAGAAGCGUUGAACGGCGGCGAUCGCGCCGGCGCCUUCAUCGGUUGGCACGGCGAAAUCAGUCGCCCGGCGCGAACGGGUUUUGGCGCUUUGAAUACUCAGCGAGAUGACGACGAGAACGACCAUCAAUCCACACGAGUGAAGCACCCGUCCAUUACGUUUGAAACUUUAGUCAUGAAAGACCACAAACCGAAACCGUCGCAUCACGCGUCGUCUAUUUGUGAGAUUUCUUCAGGGCAGUUUCUCGUGAGUUGGUUUGCGGGGCAGUUCGAGAGCAAACCGGACGUUGGUAUUUACACCGCGCGAUAUCAAAACGGGAAAUGGAGCGCACCAGAGUUGGUCGUGCACCCGAAAGGCGUUCCUACGUGGAACCCGGUGUUGUUUAAAAGGUCGAAUGGGGAUUUAUUUUUGUUUUAUAAGCACGGACGAACGCCGGCAAAUUGGAAAGGGUAUUACGUGAAAUCGAGAGACGGAGGGAACACGUGGUCUUCGUCCGUGGCGAUGCCGAACGGGAUUGUCGGUCCGGCGAAGAAUAAACCGUUAGAGUUGGACGAUGGUACCAUUUUAUUGCCGAGUAGUCGAGAGUUUGGCGCGAGAGGGAAAGAUUGGGAGAUUGUAGUUGAGGCGAUGACGAUGGAGGACGAGUUCAAGACGUACGCGAAGUUCGCGGUGAGCGAAAAAGGCGGAGGGGCGAGCGUGCAACAGAGAGUGAUUCAGCCGGUGUUUUGGAAGCAAAGCAUGCUCGCAGGAGACGCGGCGAACGGCAUACGGAUGAUGGCCAGGAGUAGGAGUAGUUAUGCGGUAGCCGCGGUCGGAGAUAGCACCGGACGAAUUUGGACCGACGCGGUAUUUUCGCAAAUACCGUGUCCGAAUACCGGUUUCGAUGUCGUAAAAUUGCGAGACGGACGAUUGUUGAUUGUGUAUAAUCACUCGUUCAAACACGCCAUCGCGGGACGAGGCGUGUUAGCGUUAGCGGUGUCACACGACGACGGGGACACGUGGGAACGCGUCAUGCGUUUAGAAGAUAGCGGAGGGCGAUUGUUAGAGUUUAGUUACCCGGCGAUUAUACAAGCGAGCGACGGGAUGGUACACGUAACGUAUACGUGGAGGCGUGCAAAUAUCAAGCACGUGAUCAUAGAUCCUUCAAAGAUUCCAACGGCACGCGACGGGAAGAAGCAAGGAUCGAACGGUGAGAUCAUGUUCGGUGGGUUUGAAAAGUUACCGAAAUCAAUCACUCGAGAAAUAGUUUGA
Bathycoccus prasinos is the source of this 1311-nucleotide messenger RNA. Its product is annotated as exported exo-alpha-sialidase. The coding region runs from base 1 to 1311 and encodes 436 amino acids. Lineage: Eukaryota; Viridiplantae; Chlorophyta; Mamiellophyceae; Mamiellales; Bathycoccaceae. The record is from RefSeq and is a predicted model, not a curated record. The transcript has a single exon.